Acromyrmex echinatior (Panamanian leafcutter ant) is the source of this 2238-nucleotide messenger RNA. RefSeq names its product EF-hand domain-containing protein D2 homolog Swip-1 (gene Swip-1). Lineage: Eukaryota; Metazoa; Arthropoda; Insecta; Hymenoptera; Formicidae. Gene Ontology annotation, molecular function: calcium ion binding. The record is from RefSeq and is a predicted model, not a curated record.
UCGGCGCCGCGUCAGUACAUGCGGUUUCGCCGCAGCGUGUGGAUUGUUUCUUUGCGAUCAGGUAUUCCUCGACUCGUCUAUCCUGACAGGCUCUCUCCUUCACUCUCGUUGACUCGCGACAAUCGCGUGCCACGCUCUCGUUCACGCAAAGCUCUCCGCAAAGCUUGACUUUCAACGCUAAUUACUUCGUCCUUCUUCAUUCACGUGUGUUUCGAUCCGAAGGAUCGAGGAUCAUGCCAGCGGACGCCGAACUCAGCAGCCUGCUCAGCAGGCGGCAGAGGAUCAACGACGAACUCGAGGAGGGCAAGGAGGUGAAGAAGCAGUACAAGUUUGUGAACGUUUAUACGGAGUUCCAUGAGCUGUCGCGCCGCGAGAUCAAGCAGUACGAGCAGACCUUCAACAGAUUUGACGAUGGUCAUGAUGGCUUCCUCGAUCUUACCGAACUGAAGCGAAUGAUGGAAGUUUUGGGUGCACCGCAAACGCAUCUUGGACUCAAAGCGAUGAUCCAGGAGGUCGACGAGGAUGGCGACGGUCGCAUAUCUUUCCGUGAAUUUCUGCUGAUCUAUCGUAAGGCACGAGCUGGUGAGUUAGAACAGGAUUCCGGAUUAAGCCAGCUGGCCAGACUCACCGAGGUCGACGUCGACGAGGUCGGUGUCACAGGUGCUAAGAACUUCUUCGAGGCCAAGAUUGAACAACUACGAAAGGCCUCGAAGUUCGAAGACGAGAUUCGCAUGGAGCAAGAGGAGCGGAAACGAGAGGAGGAAGAAAAAGCGGCGAGGCGAGAGCAAUUCCGGCAGAAAGCCGCGAUCUUCGGCAAAUAAUUGCGGAGCAAAAAUCACGGGAGAGCGAAAGCUGACGACCCGCUCGUUAGAAUGCGAAGACGGAUUGUUUUGUAUUGCUUAAGUUUAUUUCCCAUGCUCGAAGCGAUAUCCGACGCCAAUGCUCUAUCAUUUAAGCGCGCUUCGAAGCGAUGUGAAAUCGCGAUUCGAUCACGGCGAUUGUGAUUAGAAUUUUAAGCUGGAAUUGAAACCGCGAUAUAAUUUCUAUGUAAUUAACGCACGAAAGAAGAGUUUUAUACAAUUUUUAUUUUUGCAAAUAAUUAUUUCCGCCUAUCGAACGAUAUUAAAAAUCGAACUCAGAAUACGAAAUGAUGACGCUUUCAAUCCUUAAGUUCGAAAAUAAAAUUCUUUUAUUGAAGAUACAGUGAACACUGAAAUUCCUUCUCCGAAUUUUAAAAUAAGUAACAAUAGUAAAAACAAUAAAUUUUUUUAACUGUUGCGAUUUUUUAAAUAUUUAUUCAUUUAUUAUUUAUAUACUGUGUAUGUAUCACGAUUUGGCAUUGUAAUAACGUUUACUGUACUUGGAAUAUUAUGAAAUAUUAUGCAAAGAGAUUAUACACAUGAAUUUUAUAUGAGAGGACAUUUCAGAAAGUGGUUAAUAUCUAACACAUAUCUAUCUUAUAGGAAUAUAUUUUAAAAUUGAAUAGCGCGCAAACUAGAUUUUUACUUGCUGCUUUAAUAGCAAUUCUAACAUCUUGUCUCUCUCUAAAAUGUUUAACAAAAAUUGAAGAGCACAUAGUAUUCGAUAUUUAUGUAAAGAAUUAUUUAAUAUACAAAUAACGUUCAAGGACAUUAAAAUUCCAGUAAAGAGUUAAUAUCGAAUAAUUGGCCUGUUCUUCAUCACAAAUAUUAUAUAACUAUCAAUAUAUAAUAUUGAUUUUUAUCGAGUAUAAUGAAUAGACUGAAGACAGAAUUGAUAUAAAAAUCGAUUUUGCAUUAUUCAAGAGAGAAUAACUUUAAUGAUUGUUGGGUCUUCGAUAGUAUGAGAUUCAUCGGUGAACGUAUCUUAAUUUUUAUUAUUAACGAUUAUAUUAUAAGACUUUACUUUUUUAUUCAUUAAAUAAGAAAAAAUUCUUUGUCAUUAAAACUUGUACGGUACUAUGUAUGGUAUAAUGUAAGAGAAAUAUGCAUGUAGAUAUGUUGUAUAUUCGUGCAGGUGCGUGUGAAUGUAUGCCAAAUCAUAGGUAUGCGCGUGUUGUCCACUCGAUUAAAAAAUUGGGACAUCGAAUAAUUAUUCGUGGCGCAUAAAAAAAAUUAAUAAUAUUCAUUAUUAUUAUUACUACUAAUUUGCAUUUUUUAUUCUAUUUGUGCCUAUAACAAUACCAAACUUCGGCUGAUAAAAAGAUAACUGUUAUGUAUUUAUAACUAUCGCAAUAAAUAUGAAAUCAGUAAAGUUAAG